GCUUCCAUGGGUGACAAAGCCGUGUGCAGCUUAUUUUCGCAGACGCAGCUGCCAGUGACGUCGAGAACUUUUCAGCUCUUCCCUUAACACCGGCAAUCGCCGAUUACACCCACGCUGGAUCCUGCAAGCGAACCAUCCGACUGUACGCCUCUCCACUAUAUAACACCGUUCAGUCGUCGUGGGCUACCAUCUAACCACCGGGUGCACCGCUGUACACCAUCGCGAAUAUCUUCACAGAUACUUUCUUAACAUGAGUUCCCCUGCCAUAACGCUGCCCACGGAAACAAUCUAUGAUAUCGUCUUGAUCGUCGUUAUCCAGUACAUAGAUGAUCUAGUCCUUGGACCUCUGUCUUUAUGCGCGAAGACAGAGAAAGGCGAAACCAAAGAGGUAAAUUCAUCUCUUGGAUCGGUCGAUUUGGACCUUGAGCUGACGAGCGAGAACCCAGUCUUACCCUUCCUGGUCGUAUCACUUCAGUUCCGCCAUGUUACAUUGGAAGUACUGUCCCAAAAUCUCGGUAUUCCAUUACAAAAAGAAGGUAUUUGGCGACUCGAGGGCAAGCCGUGGGCAAAGAUCUACCCUGUCCGCAAGUUCUGGGCAGAUUCGGAAGAUUUGGACCUGUCCACACUAUCUGAGACGACCGUUAUCGACCAUUAUGGCGACUCAGACGUGCUGGCGGUGUAUGUUUUGCUGCAUGUGACACGCAAGGUUGUGGAGACUAUACAGCGCGGUAACAGAUCAUUUCACCUAUCGGACAACCGGCGCCAGCUGCCAGAUAUCAAUGCCUUUGGGACAAUUGUGGACAAAUUACAUGGCCACUAUAUGCUCUGUCCUAGGGUGUUCCAGUUGCUCAUGCAACCAUCGUUGCAAGGAUGCACGACUCGGUCUCUCAUCACACAGACAUAUGAUGGCCCGUUGACAAUGUUGACGGCGCAGUUCUUUCAGUACUCAAUGCAACUUUUACUUGGAACUGUCUCUGAGGCGGAGGCUACUCUGUCUUCUAUGGCGAGCCUUAUUCGUAGCGUCAAACGUGACGAUGAAGCCAUACUCGCUAGAUGGAAACUUACUGUACCUCUCAGUCAAGCCAUCGGAGCCUCGCGGUUGACAAGCUGGUACAAGGUCCUAAAUGGCUUGAGCGGCCAUAACAGUAGCGGCCAAACGACGGAGAUAGCGGGAGAAGCUAGGCAGCUUCGUGACGUAUUUUUAGGGCGACUCAAGGAGAUGGGCAUCUCCCCCGCCCUUGUAGCUUUGGAGGUACAAGAUCAACUAACGCAGCUCUCACUUGAAGGUCUGUAACAUCCAUGCUGCUAAACUUCAAUUUAUCUCGAGUGGCUUGCCAAUACAAUGCAAUCAUAAACCUUACAAAUUU
Molecule: messenger RNA, 1367 nt
Organism: Phanerochaete carnosa HHB-10118-sp
Lineage: Eukaryota; Fungi; Basidiomycota; Agaricomycetes; Polyporales; Phanerochaetaceae
Exons: 6
Coding region: 251-1294 (347 amino acids)
Source: RefSeq, a predicted model, not a curated record